Molecule: messenger RNA, 1857 nt
Organism: Achroia grisella
Lineage: Eukaryota; Metazoa; Arthropoda; Insecta; Lepidoptera; Pyralidae
Product: juvenile hormone esterase-like
Exons: 6
Coding region: 10-1767 (585 amino acids)
Source: RefSeq, a predicted model, not a curated record
UAUAGUGACAUGUGUCUGGUUGUAUUAUUGACAGUGCUUGCUUACGCAAGUUCAACUCUUGGAGUACCUGAGUUGUUGGGAAGAUGUUCUGUGCGCGCGUGCACAGAGGCAGGCUGGGUGUGUGGGGCCCGGCGGGUGACAAAUGAUGGACUCGAGUAUGCCAGCUUCCGUGGGGUGCCCUAUGCUAAGCAGCCUAUAGGGGAACUUAGGUUUAAGGAGCUGGAACCGUUGGAGCCAUGGAGUUACUGGUACGACGCGACAGUUGAAGGCCCAAUCUGUCCACAACGCGACGUGUUGUACGGACGGCUAAUGCAACCGAGGGGCAUGAGCGAAUCCUGUAUCCACGCGAACAUUCAUGUACCACUCGACGCCUUGCCGGUCUACCAGAAACAGAUAACCAGUUUGGAGUCUCCGCAUCAGGCUGGCAUCGAUUCUGACGAGAACGUCACAGAGAGUGGACUGCCUGUGGUGGUGUUCAUCCAUGGAGGAGGAUUCGCGUUUGGGUCUGGUGAUAGCGACCUGCAUGGUCCUGAAUACUUGGUCGGCAAGCGGGUUAUUGUGAUAAGCUUUAAUUACAGAUUGAAUGUAUUCGGUUUCUUAUCCCUGAACACUACCAGCAUCCCUGGCAACAAUGGCCUCCGAGACAUGAUAACCCUGCUGCGGUGGGUGAAGACGAACGUGAAAUCUUUCGGUGGGAACCCCAACAACGUGACAUUGGCGGGACAGAGCGCGGGAGCCGCUAGCGCUCAUCUACUUUCAAUGUCCGAUGCGGCAAAAGGAUUGUUCAAUAGGGUAUGGUUAAUGAGUGGCGUGGGUUCAACAAACUUCUUCACAACUUCUCCAGCGUAUGCUCAGUUCGUGGCCAAUAUUCUGCUGGGAGUUUUGGGUAUCAACUCUACAGACCCCGAGGACGUACAUCAGCAACUAAUCAACACUCCAAUUGAUAAAAUCGUUGAAGCAAAUGCUUAUAUACUUGACUUAAUUGGCGCGACUACAUUCGUACCAGUUGUUGAAUCACCCCUACCAGGGGUGACCGCAAUUCUAACUGACGACCCAGAGAUCCUUGUAACUAAAGGUCAUGGAAAAGAUUAUCCCAUAGUUAUAGGAUUCACUGAUGUCGAAUGUGAAACAUUUAGACCUAGAUUUGAACAGGUAGACAUUAUAUCCCAGAUAAAAGUUACACCAACUUUGGUGGUUCCUCUACAAUUGAUUUACACAAUGCCUCCGAAUGUUGUACAAAGUGUAUCAGAUGCGAUCCAUGACCGAUAUUUCAACGGUACUGUAGAUAUGGACGGUUUCGUGAGAUUAUGUUCUGACAGUAAUUUCAUAUACCCUGCAAUCAAGUUAGCCACAACCAGAGCCGCUUUGGAUGGAGCUCCCGUGUUUCUCUACCAGUUUUCGUAUAACAACGACUACAGUGUCAUAAAACAAGGCCUUGAUAUAAGUUUUAAAGGUGCAGGGCACAUAGAAGAUUUGACUUACAUUUUCCGUUCUAAUUCAAUUUUAGGCAGAGAUAGCAUAUUUUCCAAAGAUUACCAAGAGCCUAUGAAGGAUUGGAUGACAAUGUUCUUUACGAACUUCGUAUAUUCGAGUCAGCCAUCAAAUAGCGGAUAUGGUGAUGACACGUGGCCAACAUUGAACAAUGGCGAACUGCGGUAUCAAAACAUAGUUACACCUGGUAUUUAUAACUACAAAAAUGCUACAGAAAAACAGCUAGCUAUGAAGAGGUUCUUCGAUUCUCUAGUGAAGAAUAACAAGAGAACGUGAAAGAGACAAUGACUACAAUAUGGAUUCAAAUUGAAAAGUUUGAUUCGGUAGAACAUUACACUGUUAUAAUUUAUAGGAUCAUAUGUAUAU